CCAAUAGGCUCGGCGGCGGGGUAAUUUUUGCGCAUGGCUUUUCCUCUCGCCUUCCCUCCAGCUGCUGUUACCGAGUUCAGUGUCCUAGGCUAGGGCGCGCGGAGCAAGGAUGGGACACCUGGGCGGGACGAGCCGUCGGGGUGCUGUUUGAUGAUCCAUAAAUGACACGGCACAUUUUCAUUGUUUGACAAAUCUGGAAAGAUUCAGCUUCGCAGUGUAUGGGUGUUGUGCCAAACUUUGACCAUGGCUCACCUGAGGGAAUUUGCCAAUCAGCACUCUCGGGUUGAUCCAGAGGAACUGUUUACCAAGCUGGAGAGAAUCGGUAAAGGCUCCUUUGGGGAGGUGUACAAAGGAAUUGAUAACCGCACUAAGGAGGUGGUAGCUAUCAAGAUAAUUGACCUGGAGGAAGCAGAAGAUGAGAUUGAAGACAUACAGCAGGAGAUAACUGUGCUCAGCCAGUGUGACAGCCCCUACAUUACACGUUACUAUGGUUCCUACUUGAAGGGCACGAAGUUGUGGAUAAUCAUGGAGUACUUGGGAGGUGGCUCAGCACUGGAUCUUCUUAAACCUGGCCCUUUAGAGGAGACAUAUAUUGCCACUAUCCUUCGAGAGAUUUUAAAGGGCUUAGACUACCUUCACUCUGAGAGGAAAAUCCACCGAGACAUCAAAGCUGCCAAUGUGCUGCUUUCGGAGCAAGGGGAUGUGAAACUAGCUGACUUUGGUGUGGCUGGCCAACUGACCGACACUCAGAUCAAAAGAAAUACCUUUGUUGGGACCCCGUUUUGGAUGGCACCCGAAGUCAUCAAGCAGUCAGCCUAUGACUUCAAGGCAGAUAUUUGGUCCCUUGGAAUUACUGCCAUUGAACUGGCAAAGGGAGAGCCUCCAAAUUCUGAUCUGCAUCCUAUGCGAGUUCUUUUCUUGAUCCCUAAAAAUAACCCUCCAACCCUGGAGGGUCACCAUAGUAAGCCCUUUAAGGAAUUUGUGGAAGCCUGCCUUAAUAAAGACCCUCGGUUUAGGCCCACUGCAAAAGAGUUACUAAAGCACAAAUUCAUCACACGUUAUACCAAAAAAACAUCAUUUCUUAUGGAGCUCAUUGACCGAUACAAGCGCUGGAAGUCUGAAGGGCAUGGCGAGGAUUCCAGUUCUGAUGACUCAGACAUUGAUGGAGAUGCAGAUGAGAAAGAUCAAGAACCCAUGUGGACUUUCCCACCAACUAUUCGCUGCAGUUCCUUGAACAAGCUGCACAAAGGGAUGUCACAUCCUGGAUCCCAGAAGCCUCCUGAGCCCAUCAAGCGACAGCCAAGGUCUCAGUGCCUUUCUACUCUCAUGCGGCCUGUCUUUGGUGAGCUCAAAGACAAGCACAAGCAGACUGGAGGCAAUGUAGGAGCCAUGGAAGAAUUGGAGAAUGCCUUUAGCUUGGCUGAAGAGUCUUGUCCAGGGAUCUCUGACAAACUGAUUGCACACAUGGUGGACCGUGUCCAAAGAUUCUCACACAGCAGGAAUCACCUGACUUCUGCACGCUGACGAGCCUGUAAUUCACUAAAGAGGGGUGAUGUUUCCUGGCCCCAUAACUACAUAACUGUAUCUCGAAUCCACCACCAUCUGCUGUUGGAUGUUAACAUUGUGCUAUGGAUUCUCAAACAUUUCAGAGCCUUCAUCUGUGUAUGUCAUGACCAUCCAGAAGGGGAUUUGGCAACACACGUGUCACAUGACUUCCUUGCAGAGCCCUAGAGGGGUAGUUUCUACAGUAUAUUUUAUGAAGGUUAAUUAUAUCAAAUUUCUCUCAGGUCAGACCUUGUUUAAAAGAAAAAUCCUGACUGCUGGAAAAAUGGGAAUUCUUAGACAUGAGGCAUUUCAAAAGGGAGGUCUGUGGCAGCUUGUGGUGCUGACCAAAGGCAAAGCUCAUGGCUACGUUCAUUGGCAUUCAUGUUGGUGCUGCUCAAGAGAAGUUUGCUCAAAUUGCCUCUUCAGCUAACAGGGCAAGAAGAUGUCUACCAAGCACUUCCUGAGGUGUUGCCUCUUAUCUGCUUCCCCCUUUGUGAGGUAGGUCUGGCUGACUGCUGCUGUACUUUAUACUAGCCCUUGUUUCUGCGUCUAUAGGUUGAGGAAGAUGUGGUCCUGUUGUAGCAAACCCUCUUGCUGCCCCUUGAGAGUGAAAAUUAUGUAUCUUGGCUGCACUCUCUCCUUGGCAGAGUAUUUGAAGUGGACAUUAUGUACUUGCUAAAGGAGUGAAAAAGGAUGUGAAUCUACCCAAACUCUUCUAUCUGCCGCUCUGUGAAACCUGACAAGGGUUUCAGUUAAAGUGAAGCAUUUGGUGCCAACCGAUGGGAAAUAUCCCAACUGAUAUCUCCCAAACGUCAUCUUGCUUCUUUCCUCAGCUAUUCACUUUUCUUGGGAGUUGUCUACAACAUAAGGUGUCCAAGCGUUAAUGGGGAUUAUCUCUUGUUCUGGCUUAGGCAUUGUCCGGUCUGCCUUAUGCAUUUGAACAGACUCAAAAUAGUUCUUCCUCUUUAGUAUUAAGGUAGCAAUUUAAGAGCAGCAGCACAACUUGGAAGCGGUCAUUCUGCAAUGUAGUUUUUUUCUCUAUGUAAGGCCGUUUGGCUGUGGACUGCAAUGGAUGUCUUCUGCUGAGAAAGGCAUUGGCAUUUUUUAUGUAAGCCCUUCUAUGCACUGUUGGAGGAAAGUGAAUAAAAGUGCUCUAGUCUUGGUCCCUGUACGGCAUAUAAGAAUAGUAUUAGAACAGCCACAGUCUUGCUUACAGGUAGCUAAGCAGGGAACAUGGGUAUGAAUGUGAACACAGAAUUUGUACAUAAGUACACCCAUCCAUUUUUGUUGACCAUUAUCUUUCAGGAGGACUGUUGUAGAUAUGCAGACACCUGCCUGCCCUGUGAAGCUGCUACUUUGUGCUAUUCAUAAAUGGUACCUUGCAUUAGCUCACACAAAUGUCACUGGUUAAACUCUCGCUGUCUCCAGUGGUCAGUGUUUUAGUUUUUCACAUGAGCAAUGAGAGAGGGAUCUGCCACUUCCAAUAAAUUAUCAAGAAAAA
This is a messenger RNA of Sphaerodactylus townsendi, 3046 nucleotides long. It is a transcript of the gene STK25, whose product is annotated as serine/threonine kinase 25. The record is from RefSeq and is a predicted model, not a curated record. The coding region runs from base 244 to 1524 and encodes 426 amino acids. Lineage: Eukaryota; Metazoa; Chordata; Lepidosauria; Squamata; Sphaerodactylidae. Gene Ontology annotation, biological process: protein phosphorylation. Gene Ontology annotation, molecular function: protein kinase activity; ATP binding. The transcript is spliced from 12 exons.